Clunio marinus is the source of this 960-nucleotide messenger RNA. The record is from the annotation of a GenBank genome assembly. Lineage: Eukaryota; Metazoa; Arthropoda; Insecta; Diptera; Chironomidae.
AUGUUUUCCUCACAAAAACGUUUAGAAAGCCUACGAGAGCACUUUCGUACACAUAACAAAAUAAGAGAGCAAAGACAACAUUCAUCUAAAGUGCACACAGUUCGUUGGAAUUGUGAUGGCAGGAAGUUAGCUAGCGGCUCAAAUGAUAAAAGUGUUGUAGUUUUUUCAUUGGAUCGUGAACGACUGACAAAAGAUCGAACAUUUUAUGGACAUUCUGGCACAGUUGAUCAACUCACGUGGCAUUCUAAAAAUCCUGAUCUCGUUGCAACAGCUUCAGGUGACAAAACCGUUCGCAUUUGGGAUACAAGAGCACAGAAAGUACUCAGUAUAAUUAACACAAAAGGGGAAAACAUCAACAUUACAUGGUCAAGUGAUGGACACACUAUUGCAGUCGGGAAUAAAGAAGAUCUCAUCACAUUCAUCGAUACAAGAACAAAUAAAAUUCGAGCUGAAGAGAAGUUCAACUUUGAAAUUAACGAAAUUAUGUGGAAUAAAACGAGUGACCAAAUGUACCUAACAAGUGGCCAAGGAUGUGUACAUAUUCUCAGUUAUCCAAAUCUUGAAGCGCAACACGUUUUGAAAGCUCAUCCUGCGACUUGCAUUUGCAUAGACUUUGACAACACCGGAAAGUACUUUGCUAUAGGAUCUGCUGAUGCUCUUACCUCUAUUUGGGAUGUUGAUGAACUUUCAUGUGUACGAGUUCUUUCAAGAUUAGAUUGGCCAGUAAGAACAGUCUCGUUUAGUCACGACAGUAAAUUGCUUGCAUCAGCAUCAGAAGAUCACUUCAUCGACAUCGCAUUCAUCGAAACAGGAGAAAGAGUUUGCAACAUUAAACUCGAAUCAGCUACAUUUUCAAUCGCUUUUCAUCCAAAACAAUAUCUUCUCGCUUAUGCUUGUGAUGACAAGAAGGAUGAAUCUCGUGAUGCUGGAAAUUUCAAAGUUUAUGGUUUCUCUGAAUAA